GAUGAUGGAACAGUUUCCAAAUGAUACACAUAUGAUGAUGAAAAAAUAUUUGGAAACAAAUCUUCAAAGAACAAUAAAUCGAAAUGAUAUUGGACCAAUCAUAUUGAUAAAUGGUUGGCAUCGAAUGGCAACGAAACCAGAAUCAUCAUCGAUUGUUCAAUCGUUCGAAACACCUGUUGAUAAUCGAUCAUUGGCCAUCAUGAAUGAUCGUCAUCAUAUAUUUCGUCGUGAAAAUCGUUAUAGUAUUACACCAGCACCACAAUUACCACUACCAAUUUCAAAACGACCAUCAUUAUUGCCGAUAAAACAAGUAGCUGAAAAAGUACCGAUUAAAUAUCCAAAAAAAAUUCAUCUACCAAAACGAUUGAUACGUGGUGAACGAUUCUAUCGUAAUUUGGCCAUAUUUUUUAUUGGUUGUUUCCUAUUUUCUAUCACAAUAUAUCAAUCACUAAUUGAUACUAUUGUUAAUUAUCAAUUCGAAUUACGACCAAAUUCCUUUUUAAUUGAAAAUUUUUGGCUUCCCAAAUUAGCCAUACCUGUUUAUGUUGAAAUCUAUUUAUUUGACAUUAAAAAUCCUAAGCAAUUUUUAAUCGGUGAACGUCCAAAUGUUCAAGAAUUUGGACCAUUUGUAUUUCGAUUGGAUCGUCGUCGUAUCAUUCAUGAAUGGCGUGAUGAAACAGUUGUAUUUUCUGAAUUUUUUUCAUUAAAAUUCGAACCGUCAUUAUCCGAAUCGAUCGAUAUAGAAAUUAACCCUAGAAAGGUAACCUUAUCGAUAUUGCGGGAAAGGUAA
This is a messenger RNA of Dermatophagoides farinae (American house dust mite), 790 nucleotides long. RefSeq lists its product as uncharacterized. Gene Ontology annotation, cellular component: cytoplasm; membrane. Gene Ontology annotation, molecular function: scavenger receptor activity. Lineage: Eukaryota; Metazoa; Arthropoda; Arachnida; Sarcoptiformes; Pyroglyphidae. The record is from RefSeq and is a predicted model, not a curated record.